Molecule: messenger RNA, 2685 nt
Organism: Exaiptasia diaphana
Lineage: Eukaryota; Metazoa; Cnidaria; Anthozoa; Actiniaria; Aiptasiidae
Product: transcription factor AP-1
Exons: 1
Coding region: 141-1238 (365 amino acids)
Biological process (GO): regulation of transcription by RNA polymerase II; regulation of cell cycle; regulation of cell population proliferation
Cellular component (GO): transcription regulator complex
Molecular function (GO): transcription factor binding; RNA polymerase II cis-regulatory region sequence-specific DNA binding; DNA-binding transcription factor activity, RNA polymerase II-specific
Source: RefSeq, a predicted model, not a curated record
CCUGAUCCUUGGCUGAUCAAGGAUUUUUUUUUUAAGGUGACAUUUCAAACCUUCAAUUACAUGGUUGGGUGGAGGAAGGCACAAAACGUACAAUGUAGCAGACCAAGGAUUUCUGUAGAAGUAGUAGUUAGUAGGUAAGCAUGGAAGAGCCACAAGAAGCAACGUUUUACCAGGACGAGGGGAUUUCCUCACACCUGCUACCACAUUAUCUUUACGAUAAAAACGAACUACAGUUAAAUCUCCAUCCCGUAGCUACAGAGCCUAAGUUUAACGAAGGGCUCAGGAAAAAUGCUACUCCGGCCGAGCUACGCUCGCCAGAUUUUGGAAUUCUCAAACUUGGUUCUCCAGAACUUGAGAAAAUGAUUAUGUCUUUGCAAGGUUCGGUGACAACAAGUUCUACGCCAUGUUCGUUUUACAACACUACAUCGAACGCUUCGAUUGGUAAUACAAAUGAAAGUUAUGCACGCGGAUUCACAGAAACGCUUCAAGAUUUACACGAUAAGCAAUCCACUGGAGAAAGUUUGAUUGAUCUUGCUGACAAUGCAGCCGAUAUUAAUGACCCAUUCUUAGGACAACAUACGGUACAUAAYGGAGGCACAAUUCUGAAUACAACGCCAGUUAUUAGAACUACUACGGAACAGCUUGUUUUUGCAAAUAGCAAUGCAACAAGGAAUGAACCAACUGAAUUUUUUCCUUCUACGAGUAAUCUAUACUCAAAUUCAAGAGGAGGGGCCAUGUUUAAUCCGUACACCCAAACAGUAGGCAAUGGGUACCCAGCUAACGUUUUUUCAUACCCUGCGGAUAAUAUCCCUUAUCAAGAUCAAUAUAACCACGAUGGAAAUGCUUUUCGUACUUUUGCGCAGUUCGGUAAUAUGCUUAACCAGCAGCAAAAACAAGACCUUCAGCCUACAUUUAAAAUAGAGCAACCACAGGCUCAGAUAAUGACUGAUCCGGGAGUAYUACAGCCGAUUGAUCUCGAAAUACAGGAGGUUGUUAAACGAGAAAGAAAAAAGCAGAGAAACCGUGUUGCAUCGUCAAAAUGUAGAAAGCGCAAACUCGAGAGAGAAGCGCGCCUAGAAAACCGAGUUAAGGACUUAAAAGAAAGAAAUAUUGAGCUUAAUGCUGUGGCGAAUGCACUGAAGCAACAGGUGUGUGAUUUAAAACAAAGAGUUAUGGACCAUGUUGGCGAAGGUUGCCAGAUUAUGCUUGUUCACCAGUCACAAUUGUCAACAAGUUGAUUGUUUUUACCAUUGACUUCUAUUUCACCUGUUGUUGUUUACAUCGAAACUGAUGGCCGUGUAAUCUACUUAAUGUAUCAUUUCUAUCAAACACAAAUCACGGCAASAGAAAAMYUCCUAUUCUUGAAAUUAUUUCAGUAUAUCUAGCAAAAACUGACCUCUGCCAAUUAUAUUUUAUACUAAAUUUUAUCGGCUGUUGUAAGAGCCGACGUUUUAUGRUGAUCUCAUUGCAGAAAGAUUUYGCUCAGGCUUUUAAGAUCGUAGRUAAAAUUCACCUCGAAUUGACUUUAAAUUAAAGCUUUUUAGGGAUACUAAUAAUAUAUAUUACAAAGUGAUUUUGUGGUAUUUGUACAUCCAGAAUAGUAGUCUAUUAAUUGYAUUAAUCUAUAUUAGAUGUCAUAUUUAGCUGUCAUAGUAAUGUGUCGGUGAAUUGAGAUCACGAUCCCCGAUACUCGAUACUCGAGGGUCAAAUACCGGAGGAUGUAUCAGCGGGCAAUACUAUAGAACCCUGCAUUUGCUCCACGGGAUCUCAUUUCAAUUCACUGAUUUAUUAGCUUCAAGUAGACGAAUGACUGAAACUUUUUGAAUCGUUUUUUUAGAUCUUGAAAUCUUAUUUUUUUGCCUUAAAUACACGUAAACCAUUGRCCAAAACGGAAUGAAUAUAUCUAUCUAACAUUUCUAGAUUUUUUUCCRCAAUGAUCAAUUCAUAUGGAGCUGACGGGCUCUCGGSCUUYUAUGCUUUUAGCGCGAAGGGCUCACUAAAUUUAUUUACGACAGUACAUCGUGAACUGCGGAACGCCUUUUAUGGGCUCUCGAACUCGAACUCGAGGAUUUGAGGCAAAUUCUUAUCGCAACUUUUUAAUGAAAAAAUAAAAAUUUACAAGUGAGUUAUUGGACAGUGCAUCAAUGCAGUGUAUGUCCUUGGAUCGGCACCGCCAUCUUGAAUAGAGAAAUUGCUUUCUCUGAUAUCAUURUUAUUCAUUCUACAACCUCUCCAUCAGCUCCAUAUUUGCCAAUUAGAUAUUGAUUCAAUCAUGUCAAUGAAAACAUGUUUGAUAGUGCAGUGGAACCCCGCCAAUCCGGCCAGGAACGAAAAGUGGCCGUGUAAACGGGGUGGACGUUUUUACUGCGAAAAAAAGCAGGGACAUAAAAAUCUUGCCAUUAUAAGCUCUCAAGGAAUUGAGUCUCGAGAACCCAGGAGCAAUAUGAUACUAUUCAAGAUGGCGGCCUAAUGGUUAAACCCAUUAAAUAGAAUUUCGCGGUACAUGACAUACAAAUACCACAAUACCUCCAAAAAACUUCAAAACUAAAGACACAACUUACACGGGUCGAGUGCCAUUCUCUAGUGCAAUGCAUAGAUAAUAUUWGAGAAUUGUAAUAGUUAUAUUUCUUGGCUUUCACCCACAGAUUGCAUGUUCUAAUAAAAGCUUUUGCGCAGUGACUUUAU